Molecule: messenger RNA, 1277 nt
Organism: Fonticula alba
Lineage: Eukaryota; Rotosphaerida; Fonticulaceae
Exons: 3
Coding region: 96-1121 (341 amino acids)
Biological process (GO): spindle assembly; regulation of microtubule polymerization or depolymerization; protein localization to microtubule plus-end
Cellular component (GO): spindle midzone; microtubule organizing center; microtubule plus-end
Molecular function (GO): microtubule plus-end binding
Source: RefSeq, a predicted model, not a curated record
CCCCUCCCCUCCCCUCCCCUCCCCUCGUCCCUCGAUCAUAUCCGUGCUUCUGCUCUCCACCGGUUGCUUGCCAUCGCUGUCGCUCCUCACCGAGGAUGAACGAAAGUCGCCACUCCUUGCUCAGCUGGGCCAACGAGCUCCUUGCCAUGAACAUCACCAAGAUCGAGGAGUUUGGCACCGGGGCCCUGUAUUGCCAUAUUGUUGACUCGGUUUACAACGAUGUUCCUCUCAACCGAGUCAAGUUCAACGCUCGCCAGGAAUUCGAGUAUGUCAACAACUUCAAGAUCCUGCAGGAUGCCUUUACUCGGCACUCCAUCAAGCGUAAAAUCCCCGUCGACCAGCUGAUCAAGUGCCGGAUGCUGGAUAACCUGGAGUUUGUCCAGUGGAUGAAGCGCUGGUGGGAAACCGUCUACCCGGGGGAUUACAAGCCACUGGAGCGCCGCCAGCAGACCGGGGCCGUGGCUGAUGGGCCGGCUGCCGGGGCGGGCGCCGCCACCGCGGGGCCUGCUCGGCGUCCGGUGGCUGUGGCCAGUCGACCGGUCCCAGCGCGCGCGACCACCCCGGCACCGGCUGGUCCGGGUGCUGCUGGCUCGGUUGCCGGGGCAGGUGUCGGCACGCGCCCGGCGGCAGCCUCGUCUCGGUCGGCUCCGGUCUCCGGGCGAUCUACCUCGACCAGCCUGUCACCAACCCUGUCGGCCUCGGAUGGCCAGUCGGCGCCUGCGGCCGGCUCUGCCGGUGCCGGCCAGCCCUCGGAUGCAGCCCUGUCCCUCCUGUCGCGCUACCAGGAGCAGGUCCAGUCUUUGAGCGAGUCCAUCGCCGAGCGGGAUCUCAUCAUUUCCGGCCUCAAGAGCGAUGUGGACUUCUACUUCAGCAAGUUGCGUGAAGUGGAGAUCGUCGUUCAGCGGACGGUCCUCCAGCUGCAGGGGGCCGGUGAUGGGACGGCCACCGACCCGGCUCCGAGUGUGGAGCAACUGCUCGCCGCCAUCCAGAGCGUCAUGUAUCGCGUGGCCGAUGGGUAUGAGAUUCCGGCCGGAGCGCCGCCGGUCGGGGCUCCGACCACUGCCCCGAGUGCUGGCGCCCCGACCGCAAGCAUGCAACUUGACGAGCCGGAGGAAUUCUAGAGAUCGACCAGCCACCUUUCCUUUGUCGCUCGCACACAGGUGGACAGGACAACCAUCGCACUGAUACACAUGCCCCCGCCAGGGCGCCCUCGCUCAUUUCACCUUCCUCCCCUCCCCACCCUUUGAAUAUACGGCAAAUUGCUACCCGGGGAAAAA